Molecule: messenger RNA, 4898 nt
Organism: Corythoichthys intestinalis (scribbled pipefish)
Lineage: Eukaryota; Metazoa; Chordata; Actinopteri; Syngnathiformes; Syngnathidae
Product: gastrula zinc finger protein XlCGF57.1-like
Exons: 2
Coding region: 231-2171 (646 amino acids)
Biological process (GO): regulation of transcription by RNA polymerase II
Cellular component (GO): nucleus
Molecular function (GO): RNA polymerase II cis-regulatory region sequence-specific DNA binding; DNA-binding transcription factor activity, RNA polymerase II-specific
Source: RefSeq, a predicted model, not a curated record
UGUACUCAUCCAGUUUGCAUGUAGUUCAUUCCUGUACUUUUCUCCGAAUCAAACGAGCUCUUUCAAAGCAUCGUGUAAGUUAGUAAGUAAGAAUCUAGUGGCCUAAAAACUCCCAAUUUAAAGCUUAGCGGAAUUAAUUUGGCUUUAUGUUUAAGGUUCGCAAGCUUACCUAACUUAGUUUAGUUUAGCUUAACUUGCUAACUCAGACACGUUAACGCAUUCCGUGGAAGAUGAGGAGAGGAAACCCAGGUUACGACGAACAAUUAAAAAACGAAAAGGAAAUGAGGUGUCCCACAGAUGUCGCUGUAGAAGAUCUUAUACCUGAAAAACACGAUCCCCUCCACGUUAAACAGGAGUCUGAGUCGGAGAUGCCGUACAUCAAACAGGAGGCGGAGCCAGAGAUCCCCAGCAUUAAAGAAGAAGAACAGGAAGACGAAAUCACCACAUUUCCAUUGAUUGUCAUUGUCAAGAGUGAGGAAAAUGACGGUCCAAACGAAGAGAGCGGAGCAGCGAAACCUUCGAGCAACAGCUCCUUUCAGCACCUCACAACAAAAGGACAAAGACGAUCGCACCCGGACGGACUCUUAGCUCCGCUUUCGGACAGCGACGACGUAACGUCCCACUCUUCUGACUUUAACACUGAUGAGGAGGAUAAUGACUUUGACCAAAAUGCUUCGAAAUCCUUAAAGAAGUCAUCAAUGAAAAAGGACACCAAAAAAUGCACGGUUGGGAAACCUUUUUCUUGCUCACUCUGUAAUCAAAGAUUUUCUUGGAAGGCUCAUUUAGAAAAGCAUCAGCGUACACACACUGGAGAAAAGCCUUUUGUCUGCACAUUUUGUGGUAAAAGAUUCGCCGAGAAGGGAAAUUUAAACAAACACGCAAGCACACACACUGGAGAGAAGCCUUACACCUGCUCUUUAUGUGAGAAAAGAUUUUGUCAGAAGCAACAGUUGACAAGACACAUGCAAACACAUACUGGAGAGAAGCCUUACGCCUGCUCCGUAUGUGAGAAAAGAUUUUUUCGGAAGUAUCGGUUGACGAGACAUAUGCGUAUGAUACACACUGGAGAAAAACCUUUUGUCUGCACACAUUGUGGUAAACGAUUCCCCGAAAAGGGAGAAUUAAACAAACACGCAAGCACACACACUGAAGAGAAGCCUUUUGCCUGCACACUUUGCAAUAAAAGAUUUUCUCAGAAAAUUAAUUUAGAGCUACAUAAGCGCACACACACUACAGAGAAGCCUUUUCCCUGCUCCUUUUGUGAGAAAAGAUUUUGUUGGAAGUAUCAGUUGACGAGACAUAUGCGUAAACACUCUGGUGAAAAGCCUUAUCUCUGCACAUGUUGUGGUAAACGAUUCACUGAAAAGGGAGUAUUGAACAAACACACAAGCACACACACUGGAGAGAAGCCUUUUACCUGCACACUUUGCGAUAAAAGAUUUUCUCAGAAAAUUAAUUUAGAACUGCAUAAGCGCACACACACUAGAGAGAAGCCUUUCACAUGUACACUUUGCGAUAAAAGAUUUUCUCAGAAGACCAAUUUAGAAAAACAUAAGCGCACACACACUCGAGAGAAGCCAUUCACCUGCACAAUUUGCGAUAAAAGAUUUUCUCAGAAAAUUAAUUUAGAAAUACAUAAGCGCACGCACACCAGAGAGAAGCCUUUCACCUGCACACUUUGCGAUAAAAGAUUUUCUCAGAAAAUUAAUUUAGAAAAGCAUCAGAGUACGCACACUAGAGACAAGGUUUUUGUCUACACGUGUUGUGGUAAAAGAUUCACUGAGAAGGAACAUUUUGAUGAACACACAAGCACCCACAUUGGAGAAAGGCCUUUUGUCUGCACAUGUUGUGGUCAACGAUUCACCCAGAAAGGAAAUUUAAAGAAACACAUGAGCACACACACCGGAGAAAAGCCUUUUCACUGCUCACUUUGUGGUAAACAAUUCCGUCAGAAGACUGAUUUAGAAAAGCAUAAGCCUACACACACAGGAGAGAAGCCUUUCGCCUGCUCCUUUUGUGAGAAAAGGUUUUCUCGGAAGGAUCGGUUAAAAAUGCAUUCAAGGAUACACACUGGGGAAAGGCCUUUUUCUUGCGCACUUUGUGGUUUGAGAUACGCUGAGGAGCAACAUUUAGUGUUACACACUAGAAGCCACACUGGGGAAUUAUCAUGAAAAAUAUAGGGCUGUCAAACGAUGAAAAAUUUUAAUUGCAUUAAUCCCAGCUUAAAAAUUAAUGAAUCGUAAUUAAUCGCAAUUCAAACCAUCUCUAAAAUAUGCCAUAUUUUUCUGUGAAUUAUUGUUGGAAUGGAGAGAUAAGACACAAGACGGGCAUAAACAUUCAACAUACUGUACAUAAGUACUGUAUUUGUUUAUUAUAACAAUAAAUCCACAAGAGGGCAUUAACAUUAUUAAUCUUUCUGUUAAAGGGAUCCGCGGAUAGAAAGACUUGUAGUUCUUAAAAGAUCAUUUGAGUACAAGUUUUAGUAAUUUUAUUUUAAAACCCCUCUUAAUAUUUUCGUUUUAAUAAAAUUUGUAAAAUUUUAUAUCAAAAAAUAAACUAACAGCUAGCCAUUGUUGACAUUGUUGAGCGGUGACGUCACAUCGGGCUCCCUGCUGUUCUUCCACAGUGUCUUUAACUACGUAUGGUAGUGAUUGAAAUGCACCACAAGGUGUCAAUGGCGAGUUUAAAAUUAAUUAGAGAUCUAGCUAAGGCAAAGUCUGAGUAAGUUUUAUGUGUAUUUUGCAUAGCUAUUUUGAUUGGGAAUGCCAGUUCUCUUUGCCUUGAACGUUUUUCUUUUUGUGAACAUUAUUUUUUUUGAGACAUCGGAUUAUUUUGGUUGUGCUUUCAAUAAAUGAUACUGUAGCGACUUAACUGUUCCGCCCAAAAGCAUGAUGGGAAGUUGGGCAACCAUGACUGUCAGGGGUGGCUUCAAAUUGUAUGCAGUACGUUCUGCGUUGUGUUCAAUUAGGCAUGUUAAGUAAAAGAUCGUCUCUUCCUCCGUCCAAAAGGAUGAUGGGAAGUUGGGCAACCAUUACUGUCAGUGCUGGCGGCAAAUGGUAUGCAGUACGUUCUGCGUUGUGUUCAAUUAGGCGUGCUAAGUAAAAGAUCGUCUCUUGCUCCGUCCAAAAGGAUGAUGGGAAGUUGGGCGACCAUUACUGGUAGUAGUAGGUGCCAAAGCUAAAGCCAAUAAAAGGCGCGGUCCAAUGAACGCCUGUAUCCACUCGCAUUUCUCUGCCUUUUCGCUCUCAAUGUGCUAAAACGGCGUCAUUGUAAACUGUUUGAGGCAACGCAUGAACGGUCAUUCCGUGCAUGUGUUAAAUGCGUUAAAUAUUUUAACGUGAUUAAUUAUAAAAAAUGUAUUACCGCCCGUUAACGCGAUAAAUUUGACAGCCCUAGAAAAAUAGUGUCUUAUUCAUACAACGAACGAAUUUUGUUAUAGUGAUUUACAAGAAUAUGCAGGAAAAUGAACUCCCCGCCUCUCCUGCUUUUUGACCAAUGAGCUGACGGAACAAUGACAAUACCAAAUCCCACUCAUUUCAUUGGUCGUGGUACUGUCGCUUGUCAUAAUGAUAACGGAACAGAAAGAGUGUGGGAGAUGAGAGGUUUGAGUGACGCUUGGAGUAAAAAGCAUGUUCAAAAUAAUGAUCAUUUGUUUUCUUGUUCUUCUCUGUGUACAUUGUUUUCACUAAUUGUAUUUUUGUAUUCUGUCAAGUUCAUUUGUAUUUCCACAUGAUAUCUGGAGUGAUCAUUUGCGAAAAUAUUGCUGAGGGGACUUUAAAUGCACCUAAGUUGUUGGGGGAGGGGGGUACUUCAGUUUAUGUUUGCAGAUUUUUAAAAGUAUAAAUAUUUUUAAAAUUGCCAAAAAAUAAACAACACAUAAGGGCUCAGGACCUGAAGGGUUAAAUUAUAGUUUUAAAUUCAACAGUUGUUUUUAUUCUAGCAUUUUUGUAUUAAAAUACAUUACUGCAUUUUUUUGUUUUUUCCAUGCGCUUUCAUCACUUAAACAUCCACCUAAAUCAGGUUUGAGUGAAAUUAAUAUAAUUUUAAUCAGUAAUCAGUUUAUAUUUGCAGUUUUUCCAAAUGUAUAUUUUAAAAUUGCCAAAAACACACACACUCACACACAAAGGCUCAGUACCUUAAGGGUUAAAUUACACCGUUUUAUAUUUAACAGGAGAGAUGUUUUUGUUUGAGUAUUUCUUGUAUUAAAAUACAUUGCUGGCCAUUUUUGUUUUUCCAUGCGCUUUCAUCACCUAAACAUGCACCUAAAUCAGGUUUGAGUGAAAUUAGUAUAAUUUUAAUCAGUAUUUAACCCUUUCUUGCCAAAUGUAUCACCUUUGAUACACUUAGAAUUUCAUGAUUUUGAAAUAUUUUUCCUCAAAAAAAAAAAAAAUGGAUGCAAGUCAACUCAUGCAUCUGCAGUUUCCAUGAGGGAAAAAAACAGGAUUUAGCAACGGUUAUAGAUAUUAGAGCGCUUAUUACACAUAUAUAUUUUUUCUCUUUUACAAAUUUGAAAAAAAGGUUUCAUUAAGACCAUAUUUUUUACAUUUUGCGAUUCUCUGACAAUUGCUUCAUAUUGCAUGCAUUAAAGGGUUAAAAAAAAUCACUUUUCACAUACAAAAAAAUAAAUACAGAGUGACGGUUAUAUUUACCCAUUCCGUCCCACAGCUCUGGAACUCUAAACUCUGGUACUCAAUGUAGCUCUUUCCCACUUUUUUAAUCCGGGCUCAAACCAUAUCUGGAUAAAUGAUCAUAUCCUGCUUGAUCAUCUGGUCUGUUUUAUGAUAUGACUUCUUUCCUGUUACUUUGAUUUACUUUGAUUUUGCUUUUGACCAUACUAUUUGUAGUUUUUGUAAACUCUGUUGUCAUGGCUCCUUGAGUGUCUUGAAACGUGCUUUGAA